AUGGCAUCAGAACAGCAACUCAAGACCACGCCAUCCAAUGACCAAGAUGAUGGCAUGAAAAUCAUUCACGCCGGUUUAUUCCGCACAGCUACCAAGUCCAUGACAGAGGCAUACCGUAUCCUGGGUUACAAAGCCCACCACGCUCUUGACGAUGUGUGGGCUGUCCCUUGGUCUGGUAUUGAGCAAGCGGCUGAAGCAACAUUCCCUCACCUUGCCCAGCUUCCAGACUACACCUAUAAGAGCACUGAUGGAAGCGCGGCACCUCGGCCACCGUUCACCAGAGAUGAUUGGCAGAGUCUUUGGGGAGAAUACGAUGUUGCCACUGAUAUCGCGUCCGCCUUUGUACCAGAGCUUAUCAAAGCGUAUCCCGAUGCCAAGGUUGUCGUUGUUCAAAGACAAGUCACUGCCCUUCAACAGUUUGUUGUGAGGUACAUCAUACGCUUUCGCGCCGGGUACGCCAUGAAGAAAAUACACGCAGGUUUCUUCGGUGCUGAUGAGUACUCGCUCGAAUCUGUCGAAGUAAGAGCAAGGGAUGUGUAUGAGGAGUAUUACCGCAAGGUUCGCGAGGCUGUUCCUUUGGAGAGCGGAAGACGGCUGGACUACAAUAUUGGAGAUGGAUGGGAACCGCUGUGUGAGUUCUUGGGAAAGGACGUUCCAGACGUGCCAUUUCCUAGGGUGAAUGAUCGGGCUGAUCACAGUGCAAGGGUGAAGGAGAAUCAUCGUAAGAUGACUAUUGAUGCAUUGAAACUCAUCAGCCCUAUCAUUGCGGUUUUGGUUGGUGUUACUUUCUACUACUGGAGGUGA
Messenger RNA from Fusarium graminearum PH-1, 804 nucleotides. RefSeq lists its product as uncharacterized. The record is from RefSeq and is a predicted model, not a curated record. The transcript is spliced from 2 exons. Lineage: Eukaryota; Fungi; Ascomycota; Sordariomycetes; Hypocreales; Nectriaceae. The coding region runs from base 1 to 804 and encodes 267 amino acids.